AUGCGCUUGGUCAGAAAGGAGACAACGAUUCCAGUUCCUGAAGUCUACACGUUUGAUCCUUCGAGUUCGAAUCCAAUUGAGGCACCAUAUAUUCUCAUGAGCUUUAUUGAUGGGUAUUCUGUGAGCUCAAAAUGGUUCGACGGAUCUGGGCCCACGCCAGUAGAGGAGAGGCGAUUGAACAUUUUGGAUAGCCUUGCACGAGCCAUGUCCCAGUUGCAGAAACUUCAGUUUGAUAUGAUUGGCUCGCUGGUGUCCGAGGAUGGGACGCCAGACACCGAAAUCAGGAUCGGUCCCUGCUAUAGAUGGGAUGAGGGUGUCUUUGGUGAUAGUGAUUAUGGCCAGAAUCUGAAAGUGGACGAGCUCGGACCUUUUGAAUCCUCCAAUCUUACCUGA
This is a messenger RNA of Monascus purpureus, 393 nucleotides long. The record is from the annotation of a GenBank genome assembly. Lineage: Eukaryota; Fungi; Ascomycota; Eurotiomycetes; Eurotiales; Aspergillaceae.